This is a messenger RNA of Acanthoscelides obtectus, 564 nucleotides long. The record is from the annotation of a GenBank genome assembly. NCBI's taxonomy places the organism in Eukaryota, Metazoa, Arthropoda, Insecta, Coleoptera, Chrysomelidae.
AUGGUAUACAUCUUGCUUACGUUAAGUGUUGGGGAUACCAAUCAUGACAAACUAACAGUAUCUGCAAGACCAGAAAAAAUAGACGCCCAAUAUUUGAUGAAUACAGCAAAUCUUAUGCCGCCUGGUUAUUUACUCUCUAAGGAAACGGCUGCUUUUAACAAGAGCGAUAAUGCAUUUUGCAGUAUGAACCUCGAAAAUAUAAAAUCAGUUUUGAGUAUUGAAUCCAAUAAAGUUACACCGAUUGUGGCCGAUAAAGGAGACGCAAAUGCUAGUGAAGAAGUAAGAAGUGUUCUCGAAAAAAUCAUAGAUGUAAUAGAAACUGACCAAUUGGACCCUGAAAAAUGUGGCAAACGGAAAAAUAUUGUCGAAGAGGAUCUGUAUUUAUCAUCGGACACGGAUCCUUUCCAAACUGAUGAUGAAGAAAACGACCCUAAUUUUAAUCCACAAGAAAGCAAAAAGAAGAGAAAAACUUUAAUUUUGAAAACAAUUAUCAAGAAACUGAUACAAGUUCUAACACAGAUGAAAAGAAUAAAAAUGCUAGAAAAAUAUCUAAAAAAAAGCUAA